CCAUGCUCCUUCCUCACACAGCAACCUCACUCACUCACUCUUUCACUAUGCUCAACAACGAACGGUGACCGUUAGAUCUCAUUCUCCGAUCACCGUUGGAAUGGCGUGUAUCUGAAUCAAUCAUUCAUUCAUUCUUUCAACCUUCUUCUUUUUCUUCUCUCGCACGAUUCUUUCUUCGCUUUCACUUUUCGCUUCGCUCCUUUAUUCUCUCCACGCGCUUUUCUCUUCUCCGAUCGCACUCUCUCUCACGCAGAUCUAAAGCUUGUAGUGAUUUAUUUAUUGAGAUUGUGACUGCAUUGGUGAGAAAUGAGGUUGGAGUUCGUGUGUGUAUUUAUGAUAAUUCUGUUUGGCCUUGCGAAAUUCGGGAAGGCAGAGAUUUACAUAGUGACUGUUGAAGGAGAGCCUGUUGUAAGUUACAGGGGUGGUGUCGAUGGCUUUGAAGCCACUGCGGUGGAAUCUGAUGAUGAUGAUGAUCACAAGCUUGACUCCACGAGUGAGGUGGUGGUUUCUUAUGCUCGCCACCUUGAAAAGAGACACGACUUGCUUCUGGCGUUGCUGUUUGAGCGUGGGUCGUAUGAGAAACUCUAUAGCUAUCGACAUCUUAUAAAUGGGUUUGCUGUUCAUCUUUCCCCCGAACAGGCAGAAACUCUUCGACAUGCUCCUGGGGUUAAAUCUGUUCAGAGGGACUGGAAGGUGAAGAGGCUCACAACACAUACCCCACAAUUUUUGGGGCUCCCAACUGGGGUGUGGCCAACAGGUGGUGGCUAUGAGAGAGCUGGAGAAGACAUUGUGAUUGGAUUCGUGGACUCUGGAAUCUACCCUCACCAUCCGAGCUUUACCACUUAUAACACUGAACCAUAUGGACCAGUUUCGAGAUAUAGAGGAAAAUGUGAGGUUGAUCCUGGAACUAAAAGAAGUUUUUGUAAUGGGAAAAUUAUCGGAGCACAACAUUUUGCGCAAGCUGCAAUAGCUGCGGGGGCCUUUAACCCUUCAAUUGAUUUUGAUUCACCUCUCGAUGGAGAUGGGCAUGGGAGUCAUACAGCCUCUAUUGCAGCUGGAAGAAAUGGAAUUCCAGUGAGGAUGUACGGGCAUGAAUUCGGGAAAGCAAGUGGAAUGGCUCCCCGUGCCAGGAUUGCUGUGUAUAAAGCACUUUAUAGACUUUUUGGAGGAUUUAUUGCAGAUGUAGUUGCUGCAAUUGAUCAGGCUGUGCAUGAUGGGGUGGAUAUACUUAGCCUAUCAGUUGGACCAAAUAGUCCUCCAUCAAACACCAAAACUACAUUUUUGAAUCCUUUUGAUGCUACACUUCUUGGAGCUGUGAAAGCUGGUGUGUUUGUCGCACAGGCUGCUGGAAACGGUGGUCCUUUUCCCAAGUCAUUAGUUUCAUACAGUCCAUGGAUAGCAACAGUGGCAGCUGCAAUUGAUGAUCGUAGAUACAAAAACCAUUUGAUCCUUGGAAAUGGAAAAAUCUUGGCUGGAAUUGGGUUGUCACCUUCUACACGUAUAAACCAAACAUACAAAUUGGUUGCCGCAAAUGAUGCGCUUCUUGAUUCUUCGGUUACGAAGUACAGCCCCACUGAUUGUCAGAGGCCAGAAGUUUUAAACAAGAACUUAAUAAAGGGAAAUAUUCUUCUCUGUGGCUAUUCUUACAAUUUUGUUGUUGGUUCUGCAUCAAUAAAACAGGUCUCAGAAACAGCGAAGGCCCUUGGAGCAGUUGGAUUUGUUCUGUGUGUUGAAAAUGUUUCUCCUGGAGCAAAAUUUGAUCCGGUCCCCGUUGGCAUUCCCGGGAUUCUUAUCACCGAUGCCAGCAAAUCAAAGGAACUGAUAGAUUAUUAUAAUAUUUCCACACCAAGAGACUGGACUGGAAGGGUGAAGACUUUCACAGGUACAGGUAAAAUUGAGGACGGUUUGAUGCCUAUUCUCCACAAAUCUGCGCCACAAGUAGCAGUUUUUUCUGCUAGAGGACCAAAUAUAAAGGACUUUAGCUUCCAAGAGGCAGAUCUUCUCAAACCAGAUAUAUUAGCUCCGGGUUCUUUGAUUUGGGCUGCUUGGUCUCUAAAUGGAACUGAUGAGCCAAAUUAUGUUGGAGAGGGAUUUGCCAUGAUAUCUGGGACCAGUAUGGCUGCACCACAUAUAGCUGGAAUUGCUGCUCUUAUAAAGCAAAAGCAUCCACAUUGGAGUCCUGCUGCCAUUAAAUCAGCCUUGAUGACAACAUCGACAACUCUAGACAGAGCAGGAAAUCCUAUUCUAGCACAGCAAUAUUCUGAAUCAGAAGCUAUGAACCUGGUCAGAGCCACUCCUUUUGAUUAUGGGAGUGGACACGUUAAUCCAAGAGCUGCCUUGGACCCUGGCCUAGUCUUUGACGCAGGGUAUGAGGAUUAUCUAGGGUUCUUGUGCACAACACCUGGCAUUGACGUUCAUGAGAUAAAAAACUACACAAACUCGCCAUGUAACAACAGCCUGGGCCACCCAUCAAAUUUAAACACUCCAUCCAUUACAAUUUCCCAUCUUGUAAGAACUCAAAUUGUCACACGCACUGUCACGAAUGUUGCUGAUGAGGAAGAAACCUACGUGAUCACAGCCAGGAUGCAACCAGCAGUUGCCAUUGACGUGAACCCUCCAGCAAUGACCAUUAGAGCAGGUGCAUCACGUAAGUUUACUGUGACACUCACUGUUCGCUCAGUGACAGGAUCGUAUAGUUUUGGAGAGGUGUUAAUGAAAGGAAGCAGAGGGCACAAGGUGAGGAUCCCUGUUCUUGCCCAUGGAUACUCAAGAUAGCUUUAGUCUGGUCAGCAAAGCAAAGUUAUGCAUGUAAUAUUCUUUGUAACUUGUGGAAAUAAGGUAUGUACGGCUUUAGAUUUAUUCUGAAAAUAUAAUAUGGUGUUGAAUAGAUGUAAAGGUAAGAAGGUGUAAGGGGAAGACUCCUGGUUUAUUUUAUUUCACAUUUAAAGUUUUGCAAAUAACAUCUUGUUAUUUAUCGGAAUGCUUCUUCUGAAGGUUUUA
This is a messenger RNA of Vigna angularis (adzuki bean), 3000 nucleotides long. Its product is annotated as subtilisin-like protease SBT2.6. The transcript is spliced from 11 exons. Gene Ontology annotation, molecular function: serine-type endopeptidase activity. Gene Ontology annotation, biological process: proteolysis. NCBI's taxonomy places the organism in Eukaryota, Viridiplantae, Streptophyta, Magnoliopsida, Fabales, Fabaceae. The coding region runs from base 307 to 2775 and encodes 822 amino acids. The record is from RefSeq and is a predicted model, not a curated record.